This is a messenger RNA of Hylaeus volcanicus, 1712 nucleotides long. RefSeq names its product charged multivesicular body protein 2a-like. Lineage: Eukaryota; Metazoa; Arthropoda; Insecta; Hymenoptera; Colletidae. The transcript is spliced from 10 exons. The record is from RefSeq and is a predicted model, not a curated record. Gene Ontology annotation, cellular component: multivesicular body; ESCRT III complex. Gene Ontology annotation, biological process: late endosome to vacuole transport; protein transport; endosome transport via multivesicular body sorting pathway. Bases 673 to 1407 code for a protein of 244 amino acids.
UAGAAAAUUGUAAAUGUAACCCUCAAUAACCGUCAUUUGGAUUGAACUUACGCGGGGCGGUAGUCGAAAAAUUUAAUUUUUGUUUUUUUAAUUCAAAAUUUUUUUUUUUUUCAUACAAGCUGACACGAGAAAUUAUGAGUCUGAUAAUCCAUAUACAAUAAAGACGACAAUAAUAGAAGACAUUUUCAAAAAAAAAUUUAUUCGUUUCAUACUAUCCUUUAUAACAAAAGUUAUGACAUUUCUAUGUUACUAUUAAUAAGAAAAAUAUUCAAGCUUUUAAACAGAAUCUAAAAUAAAAGCUAAAGAACAUGUCGUGGAAUACAAGAAAUAUUUAUAAAUAUCUGGUGUAGAACAUGUUGAAAUUUAUGUUCUUUAAUAAUAGGUGUGAAAAACGACAUGAGUACAAGUGAAGCCAACAAAAAAGUCGAGUGUGUCAAACAAAAUUUUUUUAUUUCUCAGAAAUUGAUCUAACAGAUUUCAAUCAGUAUCUGUGCAGUCCACCCUUUAGCUCUUUUGCGAUUCGACUGUAUCAAAAACCCUUAUCGUGAAAACUGAAUUAAGUUUUUUCUUUCGGAUACUACACCUACCAUGAAUUGUUGACAAAGUGUAUUGGAUGAAAAUUAAAAGUGUCUCUUAGUUAUUUACGUCGGGUAGCUGCUACUAUAUUGAAUUAUGGGCCAAGGAUUCCAUAAACCCAGUACUGAAGAGCGGUUACAAAAUGCGAAAAGACUUCUUCAACGUGCAAAGCGGGAAACGGAAAGAGAAAAACACGCGUUAGCUACGGAAGAAGAAGCGUUGAAACGAGAAUUAAAAAAAACCGUUGAAAGAGAGGAUCUUCAUUUAGCGAAAAUCCUUUCUCAGGAUAUCGCUCGAACAAGAAAAAGUCAAUGUAAAUUAUACGAAAUGAACUCGCAUCUUCAUGCAUUGCAACUGCAACUUCAAAGUAUCAAAUCUAACCGUAUGCUUUCAGCAUCUAUAGAAAAAAUAACUCAGACUAUAAUCCAACUUAAUAAGGAACUGAAUUUAGAGUCAUUUCAAGAUUUCACGCAAAAAUUUUUGGACGAAACUCACAGGUUGAAUUUUUUUGAUACUAAAACUAAGGAAAUGUCAGCAACUCUAGCAGAAACAACUGCAUCACAUGAAGAGACGACUAUAGAAGCUCAAGACAUUCUCAAACAAGUUCUAGACGAAGUUGGUUUGGAUAAAACAGCAGAGCUUCGAGUGAGUCCUCAAGCUUUGAUGAAACCGUCUUCAACAUAUUUUGAGGAUCCAAAGAAAACCUGUAUUAAUCUAGAUGUAUUUGAAUGUUUGCCUCACGAUAAAGAUGACAUAAAGCAACUUUCCACACCUACAGAAGUAUGCAAAGAAUCCCUUGAAGAGCGAAUUCGAAAGCUAAAUCUGUAUUAGUAUUUUAUUAUCUGAAAAAAAAAAUACUACCAGCCUGGGAAAUAUUUAACAAGCUGUUUUUAAAGCAUGUUGACGUUAAACUUAGUUAUUUCAAAAACGGAUUUUCCUUUUCAUAAAGAGUCCAUGGCCAAAUGUUCUCUAGAAAUCUAUUGAUACUUUAUACAAACGAAUAAAAAAUGGAGUAAAACAAAAAUUAUCUUUUUCUUUAUAAUGGAAAAUUUAAACUUAAAAUCGCUUCAAUCAAAAAGAAACACAUCUUAUUCACCGCAACGUUGAAUAAUCGUUUCGUUUAAUAAGCCUGUCAU